Molecule: messenger RNA, 5273 nt
Organism: Varroa destructor (honeybee mite)
Lineage: Eukaryota; Metazoa; Arthropoda; Arachnida; Mesostigmata; Varroidae
Source: RefSeq, a predicted model, not a curated record
UUUUGUAAUCGAGGUUUCUCUAUUAUUCCACUGGUUGAGAUUUCACCCCUCAACUGACAAAUUUAUUUUCCUCUUUUUUGCCACACCAUUGUUUCAACCAGAUGACAGUUAGCUAAAACGAAAGUAUGUUAAAAAAAUUAUCCAUAUUAAUAUAACUACUUCAGUACGCUUCUCCAUUGAAAUAGUAAUAUAGGUACUAAUUUGCCGUACCGUAGUAGACGACCGUAGUGACUGUGAUUUGAACAGAGCCGAGGCUGUUGAAUACGUUUAAAUCAAUCUGGCUGUAAGGAAGUUAUUUGGUGGUUUAGAAAUGCGUGGAACUUUUUUUUUACCUAAGACUAGGGAUAGCAGUUUUUUUAUAGUCGUGAGUUCACUUUAUUGCUGACCUGCCUGAUUUUGUCUCGCGAAGCUCUCUUAACCCAUACUCAGUCCUUCUCGUUGUAUGAAUAUGAUCUUUUUCGGCCCUUAGAUGAACUUUGGGUCUUUCGUCGCAACGUUUUUUUAUCUCAAUAAAAUACAAUUUUUUUCAUUAAUUAAAAGCAACAUAUCUGUAAAACUCUAUCCAUUCAUCCAUAUGUUUUCAAAAGGCGGAUUUUUACCGUCAUCGUGAAUUUAACAAGAUAUAUCAUUGUUUCUUGACCAAAAACAACAACAAAGAAAGACGCUUAGUUAACGAAUAUAGAAUGAGAGAGAGUGGGCUUGCUAGGCUAACGAAUUCUUAUAUACAGAUGUGUCAACUUCCAACCAUACGUUUCAUUACAAUUUUUUAUAUCGUCCAGUUGCCUAACUUUUUAGCGUUUUAUGAGUUAUAACGUUUGCUUACAAGGUUUUCUUUGCAGGAAAAAAGCUUCUUGCAAGCAAAAUGUCAAAAGCAGCAGAUCUAGGUCUUUCAAGCUUACCCUUAUACAAAAACAAACGACACCUCGGCGGCACCCGCUAAUCUCCAAAUUAAUUCUACCUUUCGAUUUUGAGUCUCUGGAGGCUAGCCGCAACGUUUAUAGAUAAAUCUAGAUUGUAGAUACUUUUCUCAACGCUAUAAAUUACUUUACGCGGAUCCAUAUAGAGAACUGACCCGCACAGACCCCAAAUCUAUUGAGGCGUUAAUCAACUAUUAUCUAGGAAAACUCAAGAACAUCAUAGAUGUUCUUCCUGUCUCAGAGUUUUGCCAUAUUAAUGAUUUGGCUGAUUGAAGCUCUAGCUGUAGAACUAAGCGUGCGAAUUCAAAAUUCCUUGAAUCAUAAGCAGCAGAGUAGUAAUGAAACGUGGCAUAUUCGUAGACUUGUUAACCAUUAUCCUAUUGCCUCAAAUUAACUUACAAAAUGAUUCUCAUCUCCGAUCUAAUUUCAAAAGUAUUGGCUCAUAAUCUCUUGUAAUACUAUGAUAUGUAGGUCCUAGACAUAGUUUUACGUCAAUAAUCCGCAUCACCUAUAUCUGCAUGAUCCACUAAUUAAUUUGCUUCAAAAGGUUUUAAAUAAAGCAGACCACUUAUUAUGGCUUUUAGGUUCACAUACGUUUAGUAAAGCCAAAUUUGUUGUACCUUUGAUGCUUUCAAUAUUACGUCUCAGCGACAGAUGUGCGUUCAGCUCUGCCGAAUCGUAUACCACAAUGAUUCGCCUGUUUGAACAACACUAUUAUAUAUACGUGGCUGUAUAUUUCGUGCAGACACCUGCAUUCUACAGAAGUCACAUUACAAUAGUUAACUACUGGCACUGAGCCUCGUAUACAGAAACCGUAUGCUGUUGUUCAUCGACGUAGUGACAGCAGCCGUCAUGAGGUUACCGGCUAUCUCCGUUGUUUCGGUUUCGCUGCGCGUUCUCUCUUGUUUGGAAAGACUCAAUAGCAUUUACCGCAUCGCUGGUCAGUCUUCCAACCAUGUACUAUGCAAUAUUUCUGUUGGUAUUGAUGUACAGAUUCAUUUAACUUGUUGGUGUAUCCUUCUCUUGGCGUCGAUUUCCUAAUGGCAUCGAUCCGGUCAUCGAUAAUAGCAAUACUUCGACGCGACUUAGUGCUAACGAACAAUGAGGAGCAGCCCGAAUAGAUUCGUAGCGAUCAUGUUAUUAUCGCAAUCGACACUAUUGACUCCAUACUAGUCGACGCCAGAGUCACUGGGCAAUAUUCAUUGGUCCUGGUACCUUUAGACGUCACGAUUCAUCAUCAUCGUAAUUCUCAUAGUAGUACUAACAGUAGGCUGAUAGGAAAUGAGCGCCAUAUUUAGAUAGAGCCCUGGGGAUACCAACGGCAGUAGUGUCAGCAAUAGCAAUAUCAAGCAAUAUGCAAAGUGGGGGGUGACCACGGAAAGCAUCACAAAUCCAAGUGGGCUAGCGACCAGUUAGCUUAUACCUGUCAGUGAACGAGUUCAUGUAACAAAACCGUUAAGCCGGCUCAUCUCAUCUCUAUGGUUGCCGGCGAUCUUCGACGGUACGGCUGUUGGCCUUUGCUACUAUAUCUGCUGAGCCCGCGCCUCUGCGACACGACAUUGCCGCUGGUAUUGGUUUGUUAUCUCGACUGUCUACAAAAGAGACAGACAGCAAAACGCAUCGGUACGACAACGACGACCGCUGCAGAGGGCGUCCCUGACCCUCUAGUGCCUCCUCGGUCUAUUCGCUUUGGUUGGCUCCUAGGCGGCUCGAAAACACGAAAUGGUCUCAACACACCAGCGCGCUGUUGGUACUGCUCCUGUUCAGAGCACUACAGCAAACUCUAAGCGCAUUGCACUAUUGCUACAGACUGCAAUCGAUCCCAAAGAAACACAAGCAACCUCAGACCGCUUUUAGUUUGUGCGCCGUGAAUAGAAUCUCAGUUUCUUACUGUGCGGUUGUGGGAUUUUUCGAAAUAGUGCGCGAUGCCUGCUGGAAUCAUUGUGACUUGGGUUUCGUUAAGCUCAAAGGCGUAAGGCACUUGGUGCUCGAGUCGCUCAAAGAAUAGUGAUAGCCUCAAAAAAAGAUUCGGGACUGGGAACCGAUAACAUUUAAAUUUCUAUAGCUGGCAGUCUCAACAUAACAGAGAAAAACCUGCAUGUGAUGUCGUCCACAGAUGGUUUCACAUCCUUCCUGCUGAGUAUGGGAAGUCUUGAAAACGAAGCCCGAAAUGAUCCCCAGGGCACUUUAUUUAAGGUGCUGCACUUCUGUGAAGGCCUUAAGAAAAGCGUUAUUGGACUCGAGAGCACGGUUGUUGAGCUCCGUAAGGAAAACGCUCUGUUGCGCGCACAGGUUGACAGACUCAACACAGACUUAGUCGAACGCGUGGAAACAGCUGUCGCACGGAAGACUUGCACUCUCCAAGAUCGCCUGACUGCUAUUGAACAGGACGCGUCGGCAGCUGCCAGCCGCCUAAAGGAAACAGUUACAAUUAAAGAGGUGAGCGAGUCAAUCUUGUCCAGUCAGAAAGAAUUACGGUCCAGUAUGGAAUUAGCCGUUGCAGACAGGCUAGCAGAAUUCCCAACAAAAACCGCCGUAAUGAUGAUACGGACAGAUGUUGAAGAUUUAGAAAAGAGAUUUGGACAAGUGGCUGAAAGACUUCGGGAGUGGUCCAUUUAUAGGAAGCUGCAAAGAGCUACUGAAAUGGGCAUCUGCGCUGAUGACAGUGAUGAGACUGUCCCAGCAGAUCCGAGAAAUCCAUUUAGUCUUCUACACCUCCUGCAUCCGUCGAAAUCAAGACCGCUGUUUUGGCCAAUAUCACGCUUCAGCACAUUUAUGAGACUUGCUAAGGAAAACCCUUAUAGGCGGUUAUACUCUCAACCGUUUGGAAUAGAGAAAGACGGAACUGUGCGCUGUGUUCUCCGAACAGUUGUCGUGCUAUUACCUAAAUCGGAGGGAGAUGUUAUUCAGUUUGCUUUGGAGGUCCUCUUUGCUACAAAAUAUAAACGCAAAUUCGAUUUUUGCUUUCAGGUUCUUGGAGGUAAACCAAUUGUAAAGACAUUUUCAUCAACAGAGGCAGUCGUACCGCGCUAUUGGUUUCCUCAGAAUGAGCUUCAACCCUCUGGGCUGAUCACCUUUGCCUUCGGAGUAGACGAAACGCAGCUCCGAAGAGAUGAAUUACUGGUUGACGAUAAGCUUAUCAUACAGGUUGGCCUACGUGAUUGACAGAUAUGGUAUUAAAUUCUAUAAAGGCUAAGGAGUUAACACUUGACUGAUGAUCUGAAAAUCUAUAAUACGAAAUUGUAUAAUAAUAUAAGGUAAAAAUAGCGACGCAAAAAGUUUCGGCAAAACAAAUUAUUAACACAAAUUAUAUGUGAUUAAGCUAAAAUACUAUCGGUGAAAAUGCUUUUGAAGCUGAACAUAAGAGAAUUUAAUCCACGACAAGGUGAAUUAAAUUCUCUGAACUAAUCAGUGUACACAUGACGAAAUUAUAUUUAAAAAAAACAUAGACAAUAAUGUCUAAUCUAUUGCUGAAUAAAAUGGUCAGCCAAAUUUAUAGCAUAUAAAGUUUGAUUUGAAUGUAUAUAAUCGAGGAACACAACUUUACGCCUUUUCUCGAUUUCAAUGGCUGAUACAACUAUAUUUAUCCAGUUUUGUUCGUCCGAAUGUGUAAAAAAAUUAAAUUGAAAAGCUAAGGGCUGCACUUCGGACAAAGAGAAAUCGCAGUGCCUCUAAGUGAUUAUUAUUCUUGAGAACUGGAGAAAGUGAUGCGAAACCGACAUUUUGUUGUUUAAAUAAGAUAUAUUAAAAACAUGUAAAAAUGCUUAGUAUAGACAGCUGCAAGUCGCUCAAGAAAUUACCCAGCGACCUAAGUAAGCAACGGAUGGAUAGUUGCAUCGUUAGACUCGUUGACUGACAUUACAAAAAAGAUAAAUAGUCCAUAAAUAAGCGAUAUCGGAUUGGAAUGAAUCAAAGUCUGUAGACCAAUCGCUAGUUGUCUACAAAUGUGCCGAAACUUGAUGCCCAAGCGAAUUUGUGAAAUACUACUGAUUAUCGCUGAUUACCAGUGCAGUCGUGAAAAAAAAAUCAUUUUAGACAGGGCUGAGCCUUAUAUGAAUAGAUAGUGGAGCUGAUUUCUGUGCGCCAUGGUUAAGACUACAAACCGUAAUCAGUGCAAUUACAAUAAUUAUAUCUCCUGAUGUUUUGAAUAUGAAUGUACAUAAUGUAUAUACUUUAUAGAUGACAAUUCAUCUGCGCUGUGACGAACCUGUAUUGAUUACAUGUGGGACACGCAAUUGAAAAACAACUGUGCUAUGCAUUUGAAAUGUGCCAAAGAAAGCUCAUUCUUCUACCUUAAGAACACAAGGUUUUAGCUUUACAAUAGAAAGAAAGCCACUAAAAGUCACAAAACAUGAU